AUUAUUCAUAUACUGAUACAGGAUGCAACAUGAGUUGGAGGUGACUACAAAACAGGCCAUCUUUGUGGAUUCAAGUAUAAGUGAUACAAUUCGUACAUGCAUUGUGCUGGGGAACCAUCGUGCUGCCGCAAAAGUCAAAACAGAAUUUAAGGUUUCGGAAAAGCGCUGGUAUUGGCUCAAAGUUUUUGCUCUGGCAACUAUUAGGGAUUGGGAUGCCUUGGAGAAGUUUUCAAAGGAGAAAAGGCCACCAAUUGGUUACCGCCCAUUUGUCGAGGCAUGUGUUGAUGCAGAUGAGAAAGGUGAAGCGCUAAAGUACAUACCAAAGCUGACUGAUCCUCGCGAAAGAGCAGAGGCUUAUGCCCGAGUUGGAAUGGCCAAGGAAGCUGCCGAUGCUGCUUCUCAGGCUAAAGAUAAUGAAUUACUUGGGAGGCUGAAGCAGACUUUUGCCCAAAAUGCAGCUGCUUCAUCAAUUUUUGACACACUGCGAGACCGGUUAUCCUUCCCAAGUGUUUCUUGAUGCCGGCCAUCUGUUAGCUGCCUUUGGUGUGAGCCUGUUGUUGUUAUGACUCUUCCAAAUUAACAUUGAUUGAGGAUUGAUAGCGUUGGAGCACGAUAAAAGAAGCCCUUGGGAACCCAUCUGCUGCAUGCCCUCUCUCCUUGCCUGUUUUUUCUAUAUAUUUAUGGCGUUUGAGGUUGUGGAAGUGUUUGAAUCCGGCAAAGAUUCCUCAUGUUCUAGAUCCUGUGAAUAGCUUGGUUAGAAACGAUAUAUGAAAGCAUGUGCUGAUGUUUCUCCCUGAAUUGGUAACAGAAUUCGUUUGAGCUCUAACAUUUCCAUGGUAUGUAGUUUCCGUUUCUAUGUGGCUGAGUGAUGUAACAUCCUCUGUGGAUGUUCGAAAAUAAACUGACUCCAUCAGCUCGCUGGUAAUGUUUUGCUUGUUUUUCCAACUCGUUUGGACUCUUUUUUCUAUCCUAUGUACGUCACAGGAUAGUUUGCUGGUUCGAGGAGUACGUACUUGAGAAAUAGUGAUUGGGAAAUCGUGGGAAUUUUAGACACGUUGUAGUGAUCUGUUCUUAUCUACGAUUUUCAUGUGAUGGAUCCUCGGUGGACAUUUAGAUUGUGCUUGUUUAUCUGUACGGAAUGAUUUAAUGAACAUCUAAUUUCUCUGUUUUACUC
This is a messenger RNA of Nicotiana attenuata, 1174 nucleotides long. RefSeq names its product protein VACUOLELESS1-like. The record is from RefSeq and is a predicted model, not a curated record. Gene Ontology annotation, molecular function: actin binding. Lineage: Eukaryota; Viridiplantae; Streptophyta; Magnoliopsida; Solanales; Solanaceae. The coding region runs from base 23 to 517 and encodes 164 amino acids. Gene Ontology annotation, biological process: vacuole fusion, non-autophagic; intracellular protein transport; endosomal transport. Gene Ontology annotation, cellular component: HOPS complex; cytoplasm; endosome. The transcript has 4 exons.